Molecule: messenger RNA, 1853 nt
Organism: Ilex paraguariensis (yerba mate)
Lineage: Eukaryota; Viridiplantae; Streptophyta; Magnoliopsida; Aquifoliales; Aquifoliaceae
Source: the annotation of a GenBank genome assembly
AUGGAUAGGAAUGACUAUUAUGGAGGAGAGUCAACUUCGCUCAAUCUCAUUCAGCUUUGGAAGAGGUUUAGAGGAAGUGAUAAGCCUCCAGCUCAUUUGGGAUCUAGCAGGGAUUAUAAUGUGGACAUGAUCCCAAAGUUUAUCAUGGCAAAUGGUGCUCUUGUACGAGUCCUCAUACACACUGAUGUUACAAAAUAUCUGUACUUUAAAGCCGUGGAUGGAAGCUAUGUUUAUAACAAAGGAAGGGUUCACAAGGUGCCAGCAACUGACAUCGAAGCUCUCAAAUCUCCUCUCAUGGGCAUUUUCGAAAAGCGCCGUGCUCGGAAAUUCUUCAUAUAUGUCCAAGAUUAUGAUGAAAAUGAUCCAAAAACACAUGAAGGGAUGGAUUUGACAAGAGUGACAACUAGAGAUCUUAUUGCGAAAUAUGGUCUUGAUGACAACACUGUGGACUUUAUUGGUCAUGCAUUGGCCCUCCACCGAGAUGAUUGCUACUUACAUGAACCCGCAUUGGAUACUGUGAAGAGAAUGAAGCUCUAUGCGGAGUCUCUUGCACGUUUUCAAGGAGGAUCACCUUAUAUUUACCCUUUGUAUGGACUAGGAGAACUCCCUCAGGCUUUUGCUCGGCUCAGUGCUGUAUAUGGUGGGACGUACAUGCUGAAUAAACCUGAGUGCAAGGUGGAGUUUAAUGAGGAAGGCAAGGUUCUUGGUGUCACAUCAGAAGGUGAAACUGCUCAGUGCAAGAAAGUUGUAUGUGAUCCUUCCUACUUGCCCAACAAGGUUAGGAAAGUUGGAAGGGUUGCAAGGGCAAUUUGCAUUAUGAGCCACCCAAUCCCAAAUACCAAUGAUUCUCACUCAGUGCAGGUUAUUCUACCACAAAAGCAAUUGGGUCGCAAAUCAGAUAUGUAUCUUUUUUGUAGUUCUUACUCGCACAAUGUUGCCCCAAAGGGGAAGUUUAUUGCAUUCGUCUCGACAGAGGCAGAGACUGAUCAGCCUGAGAUUGAACUAAAGCCUGGAAUUGAGCUUCUAGGGCAAGUGGAGGAGAUAUUCUUUGAUGUUUAUGACAGAUAUGAACCAGUCAAUGAGCCCUCUCUGGACAAUUGUUUCAUAUCGACUAGCUAUGAUGCCACCACUCACUUUGAGUCAACCGUUGUGGAUGUGCUCAACAUGUACACCAUGAUUACUGGAAAGGUAUGAUAAAAACUUUACUACAAAAUUCCUUUCAUAUUGAUUUGUUGCCCUUGACAAAAAAAUUUGCAUUGAACAAACUUUGGAUUAUGACAAUUGUGGUGCUGUUAUGAUAAAUAAAUAAAAUUACCACAGCGCAAUUGCACUAGAAAAGGAUUAAUCACCAUAUUAGGGGGUUAGUUCGAUGUUAUAGCCACUGGUGUGUAGGUACUAUCUUUGUCAACAAUUUUAUGAAAUGCUGCUGCAUUUCAACCUAGGAAUCAGGUAUGCACCAGUUCAACAAUUUUAUCAGGUAUGCACCAUUUCAACCUAGAAAAACUCCUCGACAUUGGCACCAUAGUUCCAAUGUUGGUUCUGGAUAGUACAUUUCAGAGAUUUCUUAAGCAGCAACAUAGAAGUUGCUAUUGGUUGGAUCUACUAUGAUCUGUGCAAUGAUUAUUUUUGUGACCUGUUUUCUUCUAUUUGUUAUUUGAUCUGUAUUAUUCUGUUCAGGAGUGUCUAUGGAAUGGGUCAUGUGACACAUGAUGUUCCUUAUUUGAUGAUACAACUCCAUAUUGAACUUGCAGAAAUUUCAUGCUUGGUAGAAAUUUUAUGCUAGGUUCUGGACCUCAACGUUGAUUUAAGUGCUGCCAGUGCUGCUGAAGAAUGAGAAAACCUUUGGUUUCUGC